AUGUUUGGCAGAGAACCACGCCUGCCUAUAGGAAUAGAAACAACGAAAGAACGAAAGACAAACACGAAGUAUGUUGAGAAUUUAAAAGAAAGACUGAAGAAAUCGUAUGAGUUAGCUACGAAUUCAGCAAAGAUAGCUCAAGGACGUCAGAAGAAACAUUAUGACAACAAAGUGCGUGGAGCCAUAUUACAUCCAGGCGACCGAGUACUCCCUAACUCCACUAUCCCAGUCUUUACCGUGAGAAAGGAAAGCGGACAUGGCAGAAAGAGAACCUUACAUAGGAACCUUCUUUUGCCUAUUGGUUCAGUUUCCAUCGAUGAAGAUCAAGAAAAGGAGAAGCCUAGACCUACUCCUGCACCACGAUUAAGACCCAGGAAGAAUAAAGAAAUAGAUCCACAACCAACGCCAAGUCUUCAUGAUAGCACUCUGACAAGUUCUGAUGAAGAAAGUGAUGACGAUUAUUUGGUUUAUGUGGUUACAGAACCUGACGUUGAAGACUUAAGUACUCCACACAGUACUAUUGAUGAGUUAGAAGCGCAGGAUGAUGAUGAUACCGUUCAGGACGAGGAUGAUGACGAUCAGGAACACGUUGCUGAACAGCAAGAUACUGGAAUUGAGGGUGACGACCUUCCAUCUGAAGAGAGUAAUACAGUUGAUCCAGUACUUGAGCCUGAUGAAGUGUCAGAGACCGAACAUCAAGAAGCUGACAUUUCAUUACUUGAUGAUAUAGAGGAACCUGGGCAAGACGACACUGUUGAUGAAACAGUAGAUAAUGUCACUCAACCGGACAUUGAAGCACCAUGGAUAGAAGUUCAACCGAGAAGAUCUGUACGUGCCAGAACAUCGACAGCUACCACGAAGUAUAAGGAUUUUGUAGUAUCCAAGAAGAGUCAGCCACAACCUGACUGGAAGAGUAGAGCCGAUUAUCUGAAGGAUAUUGCUUCUAGUGGUACUUUCAAAGGCAUGGAGGAUCAGAUUCUAGCAAGCCUUUUGAAGAUUGCCUCUGAGAAGUGAUGGCAUACUUUACAGACGAUCAGUAUUGAUUACGAGGACGUCAUAUUUUUUUCUCAGGAGGAGGAGAGAUAUUUGUGAUGUCAUGGAAGACAUUCUCUAACAGAGGGGAGGAUGUGGUAGAGUGGAUUUUUAUCAUAUUAAUCAUUUAUAUAUUUUAUAUGUUUCAUAGGUUAUUCUGAGACACCAUUAAUUAUAUUCUUUCAUUUGCAGAGUAGUUUACUUAGUUUACCUUUAUUCUAUUGAUUGCCUAUUGAUUGCCUAUUGAUUAUUCAUUGAUCCAUUUAAUCUAACUGUUUACCUUGUAGCAUUUACCUAUUAUUGAUUUUACUAUCAGUACUCACUGUUCACUAGAGUGUAUAGGUUUUCUUGUAUUCUGAUUGGUUUAUUAAGCCUUGCCCCCAGUUUUGGUGGUAGUUUUUAAAAACAGUAAUGGAGGAUUGAUGUCUUUGUUGUGAUCCUGAUAUAUUCGUUUGUGUUGAUGCACUUUGUGCUCAUAGACUUUAUAUUGUGUUUUAUUAGUAGUUCCAUAAGUUCUAUGGAUUAGUAUAGUGAAGGAAUUCAUUCUGGAACAGGACAUCAUGACUUUAUAUGAACCAUAUUUGAUGUGAACCUCUGUAACCAUUACUGUAGAAGUAUGAAGAUCGUUACUGUUAGUAUUGUGUAGACUGUCG
Mytilus trossulus (common blue mussel) is the source of this 1685-nucleotide messenger RNA. Its product is annotated as nucleolin-like. The record is from RefSeq and is a predicted model, not a curated record. NCBI's taxonomy places the organism in Eukaryota, Metazoa, Mollusca, Bivalvia, Mytilida, Mytilidae. The transcript is spliced from 3 exons. The coding region runs from base 1 to 1014 and encodes 337 amino acids.